Molecule: messenger RNA, 2227 nt
Organism: Cydia pomonella (codling moth)
Lineage: Eukaryota; Metazoa; Arthropoda; Insecta; Lepidoptera; Tortricidae
Product: guanylate kinase
Exons: 5
Coding region: 197-814 (205 amino acids)
Biological process (GO): purine nucleotide metabolic process
Cellular component (GO): cytosol
Molecular function (GO): ATP hydrolysis activity; GMP kinase activity
Source: RefSeq, a predicted model, not a curated record
UAUGGCAAUACCAAUCGACGGCAGACGUCAUUUAAACGUCAGUCGGUUCGAGAGCGAAAACUUGUAUCCAAUAUCGAUAAUAUCCGCAAUAUUUUCCAAUUUUAUUAAAUUACUCUCUCACUAAGCAGAAAAGAAAUUACAGAAGACAUAAGUCUUACCGGAUAUCACCACGAAUUUUAUCAAAUUUUUUGCAACAAUGGUGCAGAAAGGGCCUCGACCUUUGGUGUUGUGCGGUCCAUCGGGAUCUGGAAAGAGUACUCUGCUGAAGCGCCUUCUUAAAGAAUUUCCCGAUAAGUUUGGGUUCAGCGUUUCUCACACGACGAGAGGUCCCCGGCCGGGUGAGAAGAAUGGAGUCCAUUACCAUUUUACUACAAAAGAUGAAAUGCUCGCUGCCAUUGAAAAAGGUGAAUUUCUAGAAACCGCUACAUUCAGUGGGAACACAUAUGGGACAAGUAAGAGAGCAGUUGAAGAUGUUCGCCGCACCGGAAAGAUCUGUGUACUGGAUAUUGAGAUUGAAGGUGUGAAACAAGUAAAGCGUUCAGAUCUCGACCCUCUGCUGGUGUUUGUGAUGCCGCCUUCAAUCGCAGAGCUGGAGAGACGCCUGCGUGGACGUAACACAGAGUCUGAUGAGGCACUGAAGCUGAGACUUGAGACAGCUAGGAAGGAAAUAGAGUUUGGCCAGGAACCCGGCAACUUCCACAUCAUCAUCAUGAACGACAACUUGGAUAAGGCGUAUUCGGAACUGCGUGAGUUUAUUGCGCAGAAUGUGAAGGACAAUGACCAAGCGUGCGACGGUCCUACAGCCAACGAGUGAACAUUUCAAUGCAUGGAGUGGUUAACAUUUGCCGGGUUGUUUCACUUUGUGAAUACUAUCUACGUUACUCCCAUUUGGGUUAGAUUGGGAUUUCCAGUUAAAAAACAACACUCAUGAAAUUUAUGAUAUUUCAUAAAGUGAAACUGAUUUCUUAUUUUUACAGUCUCCUUGAUAUUCACGAAAUCGAUAGUUCACUUAGUGUGAGUAAUUAUUCGUUCGUUUGUACAUAUAAGUCGAUCUAGUAGCCUGGCUAUUUGUGUACUGUGCUGGCGUUUUUCGUCAGCGAUUGUUCGCCCAGAGAUUCGAUAAAAUAAGUAAAUAAGUAUUAGAAAGCGCACGGUUGAUUUUCUUGGGAAUAUCAUUCAUUACUGUACAUAUAUUUUGUGAAUAUUAACGGUUACUUUAAAUAGAUAUGGAGGUUGAAAGGCUGAUGAGUCGCCCUUCUACAUGUGUUUAGUUAAUUUUUAACUCUGUUAAUGUUUUUAUUUCUGUUCAUUAGUACAAGUUAGAGAAUAUCUUAAGAUUUUGUUGAAGAUUAAUGCUGACUUUUCAUUAAGUAAUUUUACAACAUUUAUUGAUUCACUAAAUGGGUUUUCUUUAAUUACACUCUUGACAAUGAAUUAAUUUAUGAAAAUAUUUAAAAUCAGCAUUGACUCUGUGUUAAUUGUAAGUUUGAUUGUGUUCAAUUACUUAGCGUGAAUUAAUUACACUUCCUUCUAUAUGAUAAUAUCUAGAAAGUGUUGCGUGCAGUACGCAUCACACGAAGGACCUUUAUAGGUAUCUAUUUGACCGUCAAGUAUGUCCAUCGACAGUUAAUAGUUUGGUUGUCAUUUGACAAGUGUACGCAAUGCAAACUCUUCAAAUGACAUACGUACCUAUUAUUUUUUAAACUUUCCAUUAUAAAUAAAAUUAAAAUUAAAAAUAAUUACAAGUGAAAUACUUCGUAAUUUUCAAGCUAUAUAACUGGAAUGCGUAUUCAUUAAGGAACUCACUAAAAUGUCGAAAGAAACUGAUAAGUCUGUGACUGUGGACAUAUUGUAUAGUUUCGACAUAUCUUUACAUUUACACAAUUAAUGUACCUAUUGCAAACGUUUGCCCCAAAAUUUACGGAUAUUUAGAUAUUUAUUGCUAAAGAGAAAUGUGGGAGCUCUUAACGAUUAAAAGUCUGGGUUUCUAGAACAGAUAUUGUUUACAAUUACAUAGGAAGUCCUGAGAUUGUUCGUUUCAUACUCAUUUUUGAGUAAAGCAUUAUUUUGAUCUUAAUGGCCCGUGUAGGUGGAUUGGCAAUAAAUGCAACCAUCAUAAAUAAAAUAAUAAUCGUGUUAACGUGCUUAGGUAAUUUGACACAUAUUGUUGUAUUUUAUUACUAUAGACAAAGAUAUUAUAUUGAAAAUACACUUACAAUAUUUUUCA